Messenger RNA from Spodoptera exigua (beet armyworm), 1537 nucleotides. The record is from the annotation of a GenBank genome assembly. NCBI's taxonomy places the organism in Eukaryota, Metazoa, Arthropoda, Insecta, Lepidoptera, Noctuidae.
CUUAACACAGAUGCUUCUGUCGCUGUAUGUAGUGUGUUCAUUGUUGCUGUGCAUAUGUGUGCUGCUAUGGAGUUUGGAGCGACUCGAGCGCAACAAGUACAGGGGGGUACCGACCCUCCCACUGCUACCGUUCAUUGGGAAUAUACAUCAAGUUCUCGGAGAUACACAAAAUUUGUUUCAUUUAAUGGAAAAUAUGGCCGCCAUUUGUGAACAGAAGCAGUCACUUUGUGUCUUUUGGCUAGGACCAUGUCCCAUAUUAGUGGCGCAACAUCCAGAUGAAGUCAAGUUGAUCACAAACUCUUUCGUGGAGAAGCCAUACUUCUAUGAUUUCGGCAGGUCUUGGCUCGGAGAUGGACUUGUCACUGCACCAGGGUAUAUAUGGAAGCAAAGCAUCAAAAGAUUAGCUGGAACAUUCACCAGCCACGUGGUGGAUGGCUACCAGGACGUGUUCAAUGUUCAGGCACAGAAGUUGGUUAUCAAUUUGAAGACUAAAGUGGGGAAGGAACCUUUCGAUAUUAUGCAUAUGUUGGCGUUUUCUACAUUAGAAACUAUUUGUCAAACGGCUCUAGGAGUGUCGAAUAUAUCAGAUAGUAUUGUGACGGAGGAAUACUAUGAGGCAUUCAACCGCUGCCUUGAGCUGAUGGUGUACAGGGGUGUGAACGUCCUGCUGCACCCUGAUGCCAUCUACCGACUCACUCCUGCACACAGGGAGAUGACGAAAUGCGUUGCUGUUCUGCACAAAGUUUCCGAUAAUGUGAUGAAGAAGAUACUUCUAGAACAGAAGGAUAUAAACACAAGUAAAACAACAGGAAACGAUAGUCAAGAUAAAGGGUCAAAGUUCAAGGCGUUUUUGGAAAUUCUGUUGGAGAUGAGAGAAAUAGACCGGAACCUGACGGAUUAUCAGAUCAAGUCGGAGGUGGACACCAUCAUAUUAGCUGGACAGGAGACGGUAGCCACUGCUUUCUUCUACACCCUGUUGAUGAUCGGAUGCAAGCCAGAAGUCCAGGAAAAGAUGUAUGCUGAGCUGUAUAGUAUAUUCGGCGACAGCAAGCGACCUGUGUGCAAGGAGGACCUCGCACGAAUGAGUUACUGUGAGGCAAUCAUUAAUGAAACACUACGGUUGUACCCACCUGCACCCGGCGUCAUGAGGUACGCUGACAAGGAUCUGAAACUGAAAUCCUUCACGAUCCCGAAGGGCACAAUCUGUGCCAUAAAUUUUUGGGGAGCGGGAAGAUCGUUGCAAGCUUGGGGACCAGACGCUAAGGAGUACAGGCCUGAGCGCUGGUUGGAAAUGCAGCCUCCUGGCAACCCUGCUGCAUUCCUCCCUUUCAGUUAUGGAAGACGAGCUUGUAUUGGUAAGAAAUACGCAAUGACGAUUCUGAAAACGAUGCUGGCCCACUGUGUUCGUGAGCUGGUGUUUGAGUCCCAGGCUGAGAAUUUGCAGCUAAAGGUAGACUUAGCCCUACGACCAGUCUCCGGCCAUCUUAUACAAAUCAAGUUGAGGGAAACUGAAAACUGUCGCAGGCAACUAGCUUAA